Acanthosepion pharaonis is the source of this 2217-nucleotide messenger RNA. Lineage: Eukaryota; Metazoa; Mollusca; Cephalopoda; Sepiida; Sepiidae. The record is from the annotation of a GenBank genome assembly.
AUGAUUGCUUAUUGCAGCGCGAUGUUUACUUAUCUUGUCUCUCGAACCACUUGGUUAAUGCCAAACUUCAUAAACAUAAACAGGACUCUUCCACUUUUCUCUUUCUUUGUGAUUUUCUCUCUCGCUUUCCUAAUCUCUCUCUUUCCUAAUCUCUCUCUCUCUAUCUCUCUCUCUCUCUCUCUCGCUCUCUCUCUGUUAUUUAUAUGUAGUGUCACCUUCUCACUCCCUUCUUUACAUCUCAUCGUCGAGUCGCAACACUUGCUUAUUCAUAGCGUCAAUCAGGAUAAUGUUGAUGAAUUGGCGAGCAAUGAAUUAUGUGUUCAUGUAUCUGAAUUUAUUUAUUUCUAUUCUUGUUCUAAUUCGCACAGGUUUUCUCCAAGUGUCUUCCUCUAUCUGGCUUACACUUUGCCUCCUCUAUGGCUGCUUGAACUCGACCUCCUGAAGCGUCGUAUAGAACAUCGGCACACCAACGGUUAUCUUCGAGCAACAGAGGUACAAAAUGUCGCUUUCCUUCCAGGAAAGAUACGUCUCCCCAUUUCAUUGGAUCCUGAAAAAUGGGUACGCAUCUUACAACAGGUCCUCCUCCUCUUGUUAAUCAUCGGCCGAUGGCUUCUUCCCAAGGGCAGAAUUUCACGUGAACAGCUUUCCCAGUUGCUGCUUAUCUACAUCGGGAUGGCAGCCGACAUUAUCGAAUUGUUUGAGGCGUUCAAGGAGACUGCUGUCAUGUACAGCUGGGACUUAACCGUCGUUAUUCUUUCUCUAUGGACAGCCAGUUUGCUUCAGUUCACGUUUGUCGUCGGUACAGACAAAAGCCAAAACAACCGCAGCCCUGUCUACGUCGAAGAAGCUGGUAACCAAGCGAUAACUUCAAGUCGGAAUGGGAUGCGUGAUCAGAAACAUGCUUGGAGCGAAAACGUGACUGAUGCAGAAGAUUCUGUUUUGUCGAGUCGACGUCGUCAUCAUCGUCGUUGUUCCACUUCUGGUCGCUGUUGUCAUUGCUGUACAGCGGACGCUGUGUCCAUUUUGACGUCAAUAUCUUUACAGGACGGACCGUUCCUCGUUCUGCGCAUGCUUCUAAUCUUUCGUUACAACGUUCUAAGUUACACCAACAUCUUUUUCACGUCAAAAAAUACGCUUGUCAUUCUGUUACAGGUUUAUAGGCUCACGGUUCUUUAUUGGGAGCGGCGACAUAAGAAAAAAGUCAAGAGAAACAAUGAAGAAAACGAUCAAAGAAGAGGAGUUGUAGCAAUUACAAAAAAGGGACCGGUCCGCGCCAGUGGAGGGGACAGUGGGCAAGAAAAGGAUGAGUUUGGACUUCAUCAGUCAGAACGGAAGGGUCAUCACGGAAGGAAAAGCAAUGGUUGUUUCUGCUGCACUCAUCAAUUUAAUGUUGAUGAUUUAGUCAAAGAUCUACAAUAUAGAAAAGAAGAAGAAGAAGAAGAAGAAGAUGAAGAAGAAAUUGUUAUUGAUAAAGAAGAUCUGUGUGAAGAGUUAAGUGAAUCCGACAUGUUCGAAAUAGUGACGUGUCCUUCGCUUAAGGAUUCGUCAAUGUGGGAAGACUUUUCAUGUCCGCCUUCUACAGAGUUUUGUUCAUUGAAGCGAGUAAAAAGUCAACAGUCAGACGAAAAAAGAAGGCGUAUUGGACACCGAAACGAAGGAGAUGUUGAGCCAUGUCAACGGCAUCGAUAUGAUUGCCACAGCUGCAAAAUAGAAAGUGAAACACCGCAAAAGUCAAAUGCAGAAUUCCGAGACAAAUCUCAAAAGUUACCAAUAUCGCUGCAACGUCAACAGAAAACUAAUUCUUGGGAAAUAAGCCAAAAGAAGAAAAAUAAAAUGAAUAAAGAGGAAGAAAAAAAUGAGAAAAGCAGACGCUUCAUGAAAAUUCUUAAAGCAACACUUCAAGAUGAACAGGAGGUUGAACCCGUUCGGCAGCUAAAUCAAACUUCUAAAUCGUUAACAAAAUCUUUCCGAAAGGAUCCCAAAUUGAAACGGCCUAAAUUAUUUCAGGUUGCUGUAGAGGCCCGAAGGCAGAGCGAACAAUGGGAGACAGACUUUGCAGAUAAAGAAGGCUUAAAACCUGAUUUAAAUGAAAUGGCAAGAUGUCCAAAUUGCGCUAAUUCAGAAAAUGAACCACAAUAUGGCCGUAAGCGAAGGCGGUUGCCUGAAGGCGUUGUUGUUUGUAGAAUCAAAGAACAGAUGCACAAUGAUUUUGUCUAA